UGUUCUCAAUUUGACCAUCCGCGCAUCACGAUAUAAAGUCCUUCCACGCUUAUGUCUUUUCCGGAGUAAGCAAGUCGAUACUCUGAUAUCGCCAAUAUUAGAAUUACAAGCACAUUUCGUCAAGCCGAUCAUAAAAGUUCGACGUCAAUGACGGCCGCCAACACUGACACCGCUGCCCCGAGCGACGACCGAAUGAAGGCGGUGAAGGAGUUCGACGAGUCCAAAUCGGGCGUCAAGGGCCUCUCCGACUCGGGCAUCACCUCCAUACCCGAAUUCUUCGUCCACCCUCCAGAGACUCUCUCAAAGCUCAAGCCAUCCUCAAACGCUGCCACCCUCUCAAUCCCCGUCAUCGACCUGUCCGACCUAAACUCCACCGACCGUCGCCCCGCGAUCGUCACCCAGAUCAAGGACGCGGCCCGAACCUGGGGCUUCUUCCAGCUCAUCAACCACGGCGUACCCGUCUCAGCGAUCAACGAAACCCUUGAGGCCAUCAAGGCCUUCCAUGAGCAGUCGCAGGAGGAGAAGUCCAAGUACUACAGGCGCGAGGAGGGGCGCGGAGUCAUGUACUCGAGCAACAACGACCUGUACCGGUCGAAGGCGGCGACGUGGCACGACGCGCUGCAGGUGUGGAUGGGACCGGAUCCACCGGAGGCGGAGGAGAUACCGGAGGUAUGCCGGGGGGAGGUGGUGACAUGGGACCGCCACGCAACGGAGGUGGCGGAGAAUGUGAUGGAACUUCUGGGCGAGGGCUUAGGGCUGGAGGGAGGGAGGUUCAAGGAGCUGACGUUCUCGGAGAAGAGGCUUCUCGUUGGGUUAUGUUACCCGCCGUGCCCGGAGCCAGAUCGGACUGUGGGCCUGACGCCGCAUAGCGACUCAUCGUUCUUGACGGUGCUGAUGCAGAACCAGGUGAAAGGUUUGAGGGUGAAGCACGACGGCGAGUGGGUGGAGGUGAGCCCUGUGCGUGGAGGGCUGAUCGUCAACGUUGGUGAUUUCCUCCAGAUUGUGUCGAAUGGGGAGUACCAAAGCGUAGAGCACUGCGUGGCAGCGAACUCGGCCGAAGAGCCAAGAAUCUCAAUCGUCAUGUUCUUCAACCUGGCGAAGUGGCGGAGCAGAUCGAGCAAUUACUAUGGACCCUUGCCCGAGUUGCUGAGUCCUGAGAGACCCGCCAUUUACAGGGACUUCACCGAGCAGGAGUUCCUCCACAACCUCUUCAGCAAGGGCUUCGACAGCAAGUCCAUGAUCGAGAAGAUCAAGAUCCCAAAUUGAAUGCGCUUGGGUCCGCACAGAUAAUAAAACUCCAUUCUCGUGUCUCUCUGGUUCAUUAUGUGCACUCUUCUUUGGAAAAGAGAAGAGUGAGUCUUCUCUGACGGAGGUGUGCGCCGGCAUGGGAUAUGGACAAGAGAAGAUGCAUCACGAUGUUUCUCAACCUUUUGUUCUUUUUUACUGGAUUUUGCUGCUAAUUUAGCACUGCUAUUUCAGUC
Syzygium oleosum is the source of this 1481-nucleotide messenger RNA. RefSeq names its product 1-aminocyclopropane-1-carboxylate oxidase homolog 4-like. Lineage: Eukaryota; Viridiplantae; Streptophyta; Magnoliopsida; Myrtales; Myrtaceae. Bases 148 to 1266 code for a protein of 372 amino acids. The transcript is spliced from 2 exons. The record is from RefSeq and is a predicted model, not a curated record.